UCCCUAGUGAGGAUGGACCACGAAGUCCGUGGAGGGUGGAGGUUCGGGGCGCUUCCUGUGGUUGGCGCUAGCCUAAAAAAAUUCACGUCAAAAACGCGGCCGAAUGUCUUUUCAAUGCGACGAAAAUGGUGAAGCGUGGGAAAAAGUGGGCAUCGAGUGAAGACUUCGGUAGCUCGAAUCAUGACAGAGGCGUCGGACGAUGGUAACUACUUAGUACGGGUACGGGCACAGGUAAUGACACGGGACGAUAGUUCCGGAGGUUGGGUACCUUUAAGCGGAGGAGGCUUGGCAAAUGUCUCUGUGAGGCGAAGACCAACCUUCGUGGGAGGACAACAACCUACUAGUACUAAUAGUACCACUAUCCCUUCGGCGACGGUCACGUUGACGUCCUCAACCACCAACUCUGUGCAUUCCACCACAAGUACAACUGUCAAUACUCAAAGCCAUGGAUCUUCAAGCACGUCACCACCGUGCGCUACUAAAAGAAGACAUGAGUACCUCAUUUAUGGCAAACGCAUAACCGAUCAAUCGGUUGUUCUUAGCUGUACAAUAAAAAAGGAUUUUGAAUAUAAUAAGGUCAUGCCCACGUUUCAUCACUGGCGUACAGGAGAUAAGAAAUUUGGACUAACAUUUCAAACGGCUGCUGAUGCAAGAGCCUUCGAUAAGGGCGUUCGUACAGCAGUCGAAGAACUGUUGGAAGGUCUUGCCGAUUCAACUCAAUUUGGUGAUUCCACAGAUGUUGGUGAUGAUGACGUAUUUAUGACACUAAACUUACCAGUAGAACCCCUCGAUGUACAUCAGUCGGAAACGCGAAGCGGGAUAGGUCGCAUGCCCAGUUAUCAUUCCCAGUGCCCAGAUCUUCCGGAUCCGCACAGACCUAUCCAUUAUAUUGACGGGUCGUCCGUCAAAGUACCUCCAUCGCAACAUCCACUCGAAUCGUCCGGGGAUGUUGGAUCGGACAAUUAUCCUUACGUGCAGCUCACGACACUUAAUCAUGAAUAUUUAUACCCAGUCAUCGAGGAUCAUAAGGGAGACAGAUUAGAUAGGCGCAAUUCUGGAGGGUCUCUGAAGAAGCCAGAUAUAAUAGUAUCGCAACCUACCAAGAGUCCAGUCAAACGCAACAUCCGUUUGCGUUGUAAACAUUGCCAGGAACUGUAUUCCGAGCAACACAAUUCAAAGGGGUCCUGUGAAUAUGCCCCUGAUCCGAUAAGGCGAGGAAUCGAUACAGUGUCUUGCCUCUCUUGUGCUCAGUGCAUGCUUUAUCACUGCAUGAGCGACGCCGAGGGUGACUUCACGCAAAACCCGUGCAGUUGUAGGAUGGAAGAAGGUUGUGCUCGGCAAUGGUUCGGACUGGCACUGCUGUCGAUGAUCGUUCCUUGCUUAUUGUUUUAUCCACCGCUAAGAGCCAUCCACUGGUGCGGAAUGACCUGCGGGAUGUGCGGUGGUCGUCACUAUCCCAUGGAAUAACUGGAGGAGCCCUUUGAUAUCUCUGCUCCAUUCUCAGUCGAGCUGGAACAUUUGACGUCGUCGCGGAACGUAGUGGCCAAUGUUUACGAAUGUCACGACUUGAAUAUGGGCCGGUGUCAGAGAUAUCAAAGGGGUAGGCAGCUUCCGGUACACGCGCUUAUUCAUCAGCGUCACCUCUGAGUCAGCAUAUGCACCAUUAAAAGAAGAAACGACGUGAGCACAACCUAUCGCAUUUAAUCUUGACACGUGUACGCUCGCCAACUGUGUAUAUUUUGUUAGUAGAUCGUAUUAUCUAUAUAUGGUCAGACGUUUAUCGGGCCGCCCGGUAACUGAGCAGUUAUUUAGUACUGGCACAAUGUGCAAAAACCGAUAGCUCGCGGACACUGAUCGUACCAUUAUCCUGUAAUGGGGUACCGCGUGCUUUUUGGUCCACCGCACAAUGAACGUCAUAAGGAAUAAGGAUCUGCGAAAAGGUUUUUAACUGACGUGAACGUCGAGCAUCUAGAAGUGUCUGAAAGCAUGUGUUACAGACAAUUGAACCGGCUCGUUUUCAUAUUCCAGUUUGCAACAAAAUAUCCGGGAAAAAGGGACGGUGUCGCGAGGAGUUCUCUCAUUUAUUGUAUCACUGAUGUUUGUAUGCUGAUUCUAACGUUUUCUAUUGUUGUGGAUUAGACCUUUUUUUUAAUCUCUUAACAUGCUAUUAAAAUAGAGUUUGUAUUUUCGGUUUUUGUAAGAAGUGUAAGAUAAGUUACUACCGAUUAUAAUACCCAUCUCUUUGAAAUGUCUUAAAGACAAUAUUUUAGAAGUGAUCUGUAAUUAGACUCACACGAUGUAAAUAUUUCUGCGUUAUAAUUUUGUGUAAUUCUAUAUUUUCUUUGUAGGGCUCUUCUUAAGCAUACAUGUGAGACCUGGUUCAAAUAUCUGUAAUUGCAGACUUCAAUGAUGACGCCUUCGAGAUGAUAAUAAUGGCUACGUUAUACGUCUGCUAAAUGCCUUUAACUUUUCGACACUGUUAUUCCAAGAAAUCAUCAAUAUUUUUUACCUGCAAGUAUACACUGCUUGGUAUUCUAACGUUUAUAUUUCGUCUCUUAUUCCUUACACUUUUUAUUACGUGCGGUUUUUGAAUUCGAUAUGAUGUGAGGCUUAGUAUGAACACACGGACUUUUACCAUGGGCACAAAUGGACACUGCUUAAAACGGGCUAAUCCACUCGCGUGGUGGCCGGUAAUAUUUUCUAAGCACACGAAGUUUACCUUACGUUUUACUUAAACCCGGAGAAAUUACUUCUUAACGUGACAAUGCCUUCAAUUUGAGCGAGAUAGAACAUAAUGUAAUAAAUAAGCUGUUUCGUUUGAACCAUCUUUACUGGAUGGUCCAUAGGUGACAUCAAUACUUAGCUCAUCAUGGAAAAUAUAGUCUAAUACCGUUGAAAUCUAGGAAUGGCAGAAUGAGAAGUACAUUAUUGCUAUUUGUUGCUCAUUUUCAAAUUUGCAAAGAAAUGCACGAGGAAAAUCCCAUAUGAUUGCUUUUCGUACAACAGUAGCUACUCAGAAACAAGUGGUUAAUUACUUUUUCGGUAUAAGUAAACGGUACUUGGUAAUGAAAGCGCAAAAGCACCGAUGGAAAUUUAAAACUAAACAACAGCCUGUCUUGUUGCUACCUUGAUUAUGUAUUAUGCCAGUCAAUGAUUUUUGACUUUAUCGAAAGUUCCUUUUUCAAAUAUGUUACGUUGUUAUAUUAACAUAAGACUUAUUCGAACUGUGGAAAGUAGAAUGCACUGAUAUUCAGAAAUAUUGAGCCUGGACUGGCUCCACGUUUCGUGUUGGCAACAUACCGAUCAAGAGACACGACAUCAUCUCUCUAGAUCUCGAUUCUGACGAAUACAACAGUAUUAAAAACAGUUUCCAUUUUUUCUCUAAUUAUUUUUAAAUGUUCUUUCCGAAGAAUCUAAUCCAGCCAACUUUGAAUGCACAAUUUUCACGUUGGAUUGCUGUUCCCAUCGUAGAAUUCAGAUGUUUUUGCUCUUAUCGAUCCUACGGCAUUUUUAAGAUUUUACCGUGUUAUACACGUUGAUUCUGAUAUUGCGUGUUUUUCUUUCUGCGACCAUAAUAUUCGUGUAAUGAAAUUUCAAUAGCUUUUUAUUUAUGAUUGUUACAUUAUCCAUGGGACUACUCCUUUCUUAAUUAUGCCGACUACUUCUAUGUCUUACUAGUGUUUCAUACCGAUAUGAUUAAUUUAAUCGAUCGUCGGAUUUUGAUAAUGAUUUUUCCGUUAAUAUUAUUAAGGCUUAUAAAUCACCUAAAGGCCCCGUACUGUUAUUAAAAUCAUAAGUGUCAGGCCCGUUUUAGCCAAUAUGAGAAUUUUCUAUAGGCGACACUUAUUAAUUGCUGUAAAGAGAAAAAAUGGAAAAAGGACAGUUCUUCCGGCUUCGUGAUUUUCAACGCACUCCAAAGAACCCAGAGAGCCUGCUUUAAUAUUCGAAUGACGUAUCCCGAAGUUGGUACACGCGUAAUACAAAUAAAAAUGAUAUAAUAAGUAAAAAAAACCAUCCACAUCUGCCACAUCCGCAGCUAUUGGAUAUGACGUAGUUAGCAAUUGUUUAAAGUAAUGUACACCGUAAAUUACCACGUUCGCCACCAGAACAACUGGCGAGGAAACUGUUACACGAUUGUCAGUCGCCGGUGCCUGCCGUGGCAGUGAACGUGUUAAACAUGUAAAAUACCGUAAGUUUUUCUACAGAUAAGGGAAACGCGACUAGUUCUUGAUGAGCGUAAGUAACGUGGUUCUUAUUAGCUCACUUACUUUUGAGAGUACGUUUUAGCUCUCCUCGUACAGCACAAAAUGUUCAAGAAUGUAAGCACCACUGUCAUUAGAGCUAUUCAAGUGAUACGCAACAUACUUUUCUCCCCAUUUUUGAUACCUACUCAGUCUCAUGUAACGCAUUAAAAAGAAUAACCAAGUAUUUCAAAUGUAAAUGUUCCCUUAGCAUCAUUACCUGGAACGGCACUUUUUCAGCUUUUGACAAAAUCUCAGCUUUAUCCACAUUUCUACCGACUGUUUGAAACUUACUCGUAAUCUUGUGUACUUCGUGUUAAUUUCUUUCAUUCCAUUUCACUUUUAUUUCAAACAGAACCUGUAAUGUACUAGUUCCCUUGAUUAUGUACAUUCCCUCUACUGAAUUUUUUUAUUUUUCCUUCCCCAAGAAGGAAUGCGUAUUUUAAUUUAUUAAUUUCUGGAUAUCUCCUUGACGAUUUCAUUUAAAAAAGAAAAUAUGUUCGGCUUUCUAUCGAAGCCCUCUUGUGCUCCUAUAUAAUGAAUAGUAACAUCGUAAGUACUUGUAAAAUGUCUUGUAUGUAUUAUUUGAAUGGCUGCUUUCUGGCUUUGUGCUGUACGAGUAUGUCCUAUUCAGUCGACUUUUUACCUAUCGAUGCAAAUCGGGGAAAAUGGAAUUAUUUAAAGAACACGGUGAUAGGCUCAAUCUCGUGAAAAUAAAAAGCUACGAACGCGCAUUCUUUCGAGCCCUGGUAUCGAAUCCUUUUUUACUGUUUCUUCGCGUUUAAUGCAAGUCUGCGACACUCGCACUAUUGGACGGAAAGUGUAUGUAUAAUGCAAUUAUUCGUUGAGAGUAAUUCUGUAUCUUUCUUUUUUUUUCUCUCUCUCUUUUUCAUUGAUCUUUCCUUUUUAUAAGGGGAAUUGCUGUUCACUGCGCUGGACACGUAUCGGAGGUAUCAUAUCUAAGGGCUCGAUAUCCUCAAUGAAAUUACAGACUGCAAAUGUACCUGCUACGGGUCCUUAGAUUAGCUUCUUCUAGAUUUUUUUAGAGCCUGCAACCUCGAAUCUGUGCUGACUUCUUUCACAGAAAAACCUGUAACGCAUUUGUUUUAUUUAAACGAUUACUCGUAUUUACACCAAAAGCAUUUCGUGUCUUACUUGAGACUAAUUAUUUUUUUACGAUCCCUAAUCGAGGCGAAACGAAUUGUUAUACAUAAAUAGGUACAUAUUCGAUUCCCUUUGUAUAGAUGUCUUCUUAGUCCUCACGUGUGGAGUACCAUUUGAAUUGACGAGUAUAAAUAUUCUUUUUGACGUAGGUGUGGAUGUUACGAAUUUCAAUGAAAUCUCUUGGUUUGUGUUAUAAUAGCUUAUGCUCAUAUGUGUUAAAGCGAUUAUAUCAAUGGGAUUUUACAUUCUUUCUUCGUUGUUACAUGUGCAUCUUCUGUGUAACUUUCUUUCUUAUAGAUGUCUAAUGAUGAUGAAAGAAAAAAAAACAAACAAACAAAACGUUUAUCCUUAUCGUGUUCUCUUGCAAUAGAAUCUUAUUAGCAUCGUUUUAUUGUACAUUAUCUUAAUGUAUCUAAAUUUGCGGUAAUCAGUAAUACCCAACAAUCGAUGUAAUAUCGUUAUAAUUAUUUGUCAGUUAAGAUAGUCCUUUGUCGCUUAAUUUCUGUACUUGAUUUGUUGAUUAGAUCCGCAAUUAUGCUGGAUCAAAGACGGAAGUAAUGUUACUCUUUGUCUCGUGAUGAAACGAGUGUUCAUGCGUUUUACUUAAUGUCAAAAUAGGAAAUCUAGCAUUACGCUGUUCCUGUGAUCAUUAUUUCGUUGCUUUAGUAAUUAGUUCCCACAUGGUGCAAGCUGGAGAGAAUUUUGUCGGGAUAGAUUCGUAAUGGAUGAUAAUAGAGGAAUGGAAUCGAUCGGGAUAAGAUGUGAAAAUGAUUGAAAAUAGCGUUGCGGAUGCAUCUCAAUUUAAUGCAUUUCUUUUCUCUUCCUUUCGCGAUAAAUGGAGAGGAAGUUAAGAACUGUGAAAUCUAUUCUGUUCUCGACAGUUAAACAACAUGUACUUAUUGAAGGAUUUCGUGUAAAUUAUGGAAACUUAUUGAAGGAUUUCGUGUAAAUUAUGGAAAUAAUAUAUUCAAUAAUGUCUCUUAAAGCACGAGCUUCUUUAAUUACGAAUACAUAAUCUCGAUAACGAUCUAUACAAGGGGAGAGUAAAAUGUACAAGAAAGGUGCUUUUUCAAGCGGAUAAUAAUGUAUUCGUUGGUAUUGACUUUUUUACGGUUUUGUAUAUUCAAAAGGUGACGGUGUGUUCCUAAGGUCUCAGAGGAGUACACUUGUAGUUUUUUUUUUGUUUUCUCCUUAGAGUAGCCAUAGACAUAAUAUUGUUUUGUACGCUCUUGUACAAGUAAACGCGCGCACGAGAGAGUUUUAACGUGUACAUGAUCGAAGAAUUUCCUCUUCGGAAAGUCGAGUUUCAGAUAAAAAUAAUAACAACGUGUAGGGAAAGAAACAAUAUGCGGCAUCCUAAGUUAUAUUCUAUUCUUCUAAUGCCAGUACUCCUUCAAGCGUUCGUUUCAAUUGUAGUUUAGUAUGCGACCCUCCAAAGAGCUUCGAACAUUCUACUGUUACGAUUUGAUGAAUCUGGAUCAAAGUUAGAACCGAUUGAAAACAUCCAGUGUCAUUUAAUUGUGCUUCAUCAUUGCGCCAUUAAUUGUAGUAUUACAUUUAAAUUAUUAAAGAUUCCGCGAGAAGUUUGUAAACGCUUUUGGUAGGAAGCUCUAUGACAUGAUUCAAAGUCACAAAUCGUUGAAAAUUGUGAAGAUCGAGCGUCUCUCAAAGUGUACAUAAUAUGACGUUGUUUACUGCCAUGGUUAUCAUUUAAUUUAGUCGUUCGUGUAAUUACCACAAUUUUACUAAUUUGAAGUAUUACAUCGAUAUAUCCAACGUACACAUUGUAUGUACAAUAAUCUAUAAUAUUGUGACACUUUUAGUUAGAAAUAAGUACAAAAGCUAUUUUCCCAAUAAGUCAGUUACGAUGACUCAUACCAAAUGAGGAUAUGCAUGUAAUCAUCUUAAAAGGUACAAUGCCGAGUGGAUGUGUAUAUUUCAGUAGACGAAGAAAAUUGUAAUUAAGUUGCUGCCGUUAAUAGAGUUUGAAUGCAAGAUGUAAAUGUGUUGAGAAUUAUAUCGUGUCUAUAAUUACAUUGAUCCAUGAUAAAAUGGAGGUUAUUAUAAAGUAACGUGUAACAAUGAUAGCGACGAUAAUUAUCGGGAGAGAGAGGAGAAUGAAUAUACAUGUACAAACGAAAGGUCAAAAUUGCGUACGUGUAUUAAGAGUGUGAGAGAAUGCUCAAUUGAAGGAGGUUCACUGAGGUGCCCUGUCGUUCUUAUCAAUAAUUUUAAUCGCGUCAGUGGUCAUACUAAAGUGGGACGACUUCGGUUGUUGAAUCCAUUUUGCAGGGUUUUCCAUGCAUGUUGUAAAUGCUGCGAGAUCAACGAGUAAGAUUUUAAUUCACCAAUUCAUUAUAUCAUAAAUGUUUAAAUCUUAUAUCACUGUAAUUAAAUAAAUAUGUAUUAUAAUCUCAAUGAAUGAAAAAUAAAUAUAUUGUAUUAUGACGUAA
Orussus abietinus is the source of this 7858-nucleotide messenger RNA. It is a transcript of the gene Spred, whose product is annotated as sprouty-related, EVH1 domain-containing protein 1. Gene Ontology annotation, cellular component: membrane. Bases 181 to 1467 code for a protein of 428 amino acids. Gene Ontology annotation, molecular function: protein kinase binding. The record is from RefSeq and is a predicted model, not a curated record. The transcript has 6 exons. Lineage: Eukaryota; Metazoa; Arthropoda; Insecta; Hymenoptera; Orussidae. Gene Ontology annotation, biological process: negative regulation of MAPK cascade; multicellular organism development.